Haliotis rubra (blacklip abalone) is the source of this 2582-nucleotide messenger RNA. RefSeq lists its product as uncharacterized. The coding region runs from base 138 to 2231 and encodes 697 amino acids. Gene Ontology annotation, molecular function: RNA polymerase II transcription regulatory region sequence-specific DNA binding; DNA-binding transcription factor activity, RNA polymerase II-specific. Gene Ontology annotation, biological process: regulation of transcription by RNA polymerase II. The record is from RefSeq and is a predicted model, not a curated record. The transcript is spliced from 3 exons. NCBI's taxonomy places the organism in Eukaryota, Metazoa, Mollusca, Gastropoda, Lepetellida, Haliotidae. Gene Ontology annotation, cellular component: nucleus.
CCUUGAUAUAUUCUGAGAUGCGGAAACAAAUUUGACGACAAGCAGGAGUCGAUGUGUCAUGUAUUCGUGAUGAUCCAGUUUUGUUACAAGAUAUAACCAUAUACCAGAUACAAAGGAAAACACCAGACCCUACAAUAAUGCUGGCCCAGUCAAGUAGUGCAGAGGUAUUUUUUGAUAAAAUUCGUCAGGAACUAAGAGUGACCAGUGUUCAUCACUGUAACAGCCUCAAGUCCCUGGGUAAAAUCAUUGGAGCAGUGACUGUGGCAUUUCUGGAGGAAGAAGCUAAAUAUGACACUGAUAAUGCUGAUGAGGUGCAGAGCUCGGAUCAGGUGUCUCAGUUCCUGCUGGACCGAAGCAAGGUGUGGGGCGGUAUCCCAGCCUCCCUCUCCCUAAUCCCCAUGCCAACCUCUUCCAAAUACGGAGAUGCCACCCCACAGCAACUCAGUUCUGUUUCCCAGACAGAAAAUGAGGUGGAAAGUAUUCCACAGGUGUCUCCCAGGGUGAAAUCAGAGUCAGGCAGCUGUAGCAGACAUGCUCCUGGGAUUGUGUCAAGUGCCGAUGAGCUUUGUGAGUCGUCUGUUCAUGAAAAGAAGAGUGAGCGAGAUAGUGCACAGCCAUUGGCAACUGAAAGUAGGAAGCCUUCUUUAAAAGACAUGUCUAGUUUUCCAAGAAAAGCGGUUGGUGGACCCUGCUGUGACAGGUACCACGAACACUGUAGGUCAGUUGAGGCAUCUACAUCUCAUCUCAGUAACCAUGGAAACAUUGAAAAAGAUUAUAAGAAACUGUCAGGUCCACCGGUGUCAAAUAGUGGUUUCUCUCACAGAAAAACUUUAGGUGGUAAGGAUGACUUGACUUUCUAUGACUCUGUUCCAAAAGAACUGACUCUUUGUCAUUCUAGUAAUAAUGAACAUUCACAGAAUGCUGCUUCUAAACAAUUUGGUCACAUUUUGACAACUCCUCAAUCAUUUAUGACUCAUGAUGAGCAUAUUGAGUUACGAUCCCCUCACAAGACUAUCAGACAGUGUAACUACAUCCCGGAGGAGUCUCAAGGCCAGGACAGUCUAGAUUGCAGGCAUGUAGAGGAUGUGCUGAUUAAGGCUGAAGUGUUUGAUGAUUUGUGCAACUCUGGGGGUGACAUGGAGGACUCAACUACAGGAGACAACAGAGAUGAUGACAGUGAUGAUCAUGAUGAGGAUAUGGAGGACUGUGAUGUCAGCAUCCAGGGAAACAGUGCCCCAUUCAGGCAGAUAGAUCUAUCUACUUAUGGUGUUGGAGAGAUGGAUUCCCCCUUCAUCCAGCCUUAUCCCACUUCUGUCCAUGGUGAAACAACAUUCCCUGGGGUCCCUUCAGCAGGGUCUGUGCUGAGAUGGAAGAACUUUGUAGCACAUGGAGAGCCUGUGCACCAUAUUGACUCUUCAUCCUUGCAUGGGCAGACGUCAACUUUCCUGCCUCAGUACCAGUCAUCAUUGUCCAGCUUGCAUUCAAAACCCCACAGAAAGAAAAGCCCAAGCUUUCCAACAUGUGCAUUGUGUAAUGCUGAGAUUAGAGACAAGAAUGACUUUGCAGCCCAUGCCUCCUUACACAGUGUUGACUACCAGCAAAACUGUCCAGUCUGCCUUAAGGUCUUCUCGAACAGGGCCAACUUGUUGAGACACGCUUCCUUGCAUAUCUUGGGUGCGUUGUACCAGUGCCCAAUUUGCUGUAAGAUGAUCAAAAGGGGAGAUAACUUCCAAGUGCAUAUGAGGAAGCAGCACCCUGGUCAGACAGUCAAGAUGGGCAGGAGUCUGUCAGGAUUUGAACCAUGGAGCUCCAAAAUAUUAUACUCUGGCACCCCCAGCUCAGCAGCAUCCGAAGCUACCACCAGCUUGUGUAUUGACAGGUCCAGUGGCAGCAUGGGAGUCCGACCAAGGUAUCUGUCAGAGGGCGAUGUCAGCAGAAACAGAGUGCAAGCAGACUCCAGCUGUAGUGCACAUACUGAAGCUCCUGAUUUCACUGAUCAACCCACAAGGGAUUAUUUGUGUAUUAUUUGUGCCAGUAGAUUCAUGUCUUCCAAUUCCCUUGCUAUACACAUGCAGGAUGUACAUGAGAAGAUCUCCCUACAAAGUAGACCUCGACUGAGUGUGCGGUCCCUGUCCUCAGAACACCCUGCUGACCCUGCGCAGCCACCUUGGUCAGCCAGUACCAAAUCCUCAGUGGUGGACGAAGGUCCACAAAUAGAUCUGACUGAUUAGCACAACAGCUUUUGUUGGCAACAUGUUACGAAUAGAAAUCUCAUACUUCCAUGGGCACAUGGUAGUGCCAAAAGCAGCUGGUCCACCACAUUGGUGCAGGUUUUGAUUCCAAGGAACAUCCUGUGUGUAGUGUUGGUGUGUCCAUGAUCUGGCCCUAGUCUUGUUGUCAAUCUUUAUGUGAACAUUCACUGAGUGAAAAUAUGUCAGAAUAUUUGACAAUGCAGAGAUCAAGAUUACUUGUAUUAAGUGUCAGUGGUCUGAUUAAAACAUGAUUGAAUUUAAGUUCCUUUUGUCUUAAGAGCACAUUGAAAAGUCACAUCUUGUUUAAUAAAUAUGACUUGUUGGUCUGAA